CCCCUAGCCCGUGCGGACCCUCAAAUUAAAAUGAAAAAGAAAUAAAAGGCCGGGGGUGGGGCAGAGGGGAGACAGGAGAGAGAGAGUAGGAGGGGGCGGAGAGAGGGAGAGCAGGAAAACAAAGGAAAGUGCAUCGCGGACUCGUUGGGAGGGUUUUUUUCUCUGGAGGGCUCGCUGGAUAGACGAGGGAGGGGAGAAGAAACUUAGAGGGAAAAAUUGUAAAUUUCUCCAACUCCUGGGGUGAGGCUCUCCUCCCCUUCUAGGUCUUUUCUUUCUCCUCUUCCGCGUGGCGUCGUGGCAGAAGAAGAAAGACCCUUGCAUCCUCAUCCUAGCCGUGCGUUGCCCUAGACUUGUAUCUCCAUCAAGCCGCCGUCCUCCUUCAGCGCCUUAAAUCCUCAUUUACCCUCUUCUCCAGUUCUCGCUUGGGAUAACCACAGAGGUCGCCCUCUCUACUCAAAAUGGGGUCUAUCCGGGAGGUAUUGAAAAUAAAGUUUGCAAUGGAGCAUGGUUCUUUGACUGACUUGACCUCAUCAACAUUUUCUUUAAUGGAUGAGGAUCACACAUUGGCAAAUUCUGUCAGAUUCACACUAAAUCAAGAUCCAAGGGUGGCAUUUUGUGGGUAUAGCAUCCCUCAUCCUUCAGAUAACAAGGUUAACAUAAGAAUCCAAACUACAGGUGAUACAGCCAAAGACGUACUGAAAGAUGCACUCCAGAAUUUGAUGGCGAUGUGCCAGCAUGUAAGGACUACAUUUGACAAGGCAGUAGAUGAUUAUGAAACGAAUCGACCUUCUGAACACAUGAAUAUUGAUACCCCUUGAAAUUAAAGGAUGAAAGAUGAAUUGCCAGCAUAAAAGAUAGCUAGAUUUCAUUAACUAGUGGUUGUGUUUGUUAAAGUUGGAGAAGACUCAGCUGUAGCUUCUAUGAUCCCAUGUUUGAUGGGAAUAUAGGAUACUUUGCUCUUUGAUGUUACCGCAAUGAUCUUGAUCCUGGCUACACCAAAUGUGAAUACUUUUUAUCCCAUUCACACAAGGGGAAUAUUCUAUAUUGUUGAUGAGCGAAUAUAAAUUCAACUUGUUUGGGACACUAGUAAAUUAAUAUUUUGUUAAACUUGCUA
Molecule: messenger RNA, 1114 nt
Organism: Elaeis guineensis (African oil palm)
Lineage: Eukaryota; Viridiplantae; Streptophyta; Magnoliopsida; Arecales; Arecaceae
Source: RefSeq, a predicted model, not a curated record